AUGUUCCGCAAGAUUUCCACGUCAAUAUGGCCGUCGAGGAAUGAGGUGCACGAAGUUGAACAGGCAGAGCCCUUGCUCACACGCCGUGUCAGUGAUGCCUUCGUGCCAGGCCCUUUGACGAACGAUGAUGUAAAGCUCUAUGAAUACGGAGUCGAAGAAUUGAGUGAUGAAACAUCAACGAACAAUCCAUUCCUGGACCCUAAUGUUGCCGGGCACUGGACGAAGAUCUAUGAGAAGGCCCAGUAUGAAUGCAGACACAUUUUUGACCCUGAAGAGCGGUGGUCCCAAGGCGAAGAACGCGCCCUGGUGAAGAAAUUGGACAAACAUGUAUGCUUCUGGGCGUGUGUCAUGUUCUUCGGUCUCCAAGUCGAUCGUGGAAACCUGGUCCAAGCUGUCUCAGAAGACAUGCUCUCUGACCUAGAGCUCAAUACCAACGACUAUAAUUACGGGAAUAUAUUAUUUCUUGCCGCAUUUAUAUGUGCAGAGCUCCCAUCCCAGCUUGUUUCAAGGAGAAUGGGCCCCGAUAGAUGGAUUCCUUUGCAGAUCACUGUCUGGAGUAUUGUGGCGAUGUCGCAAGCCACUCUUACUGGAAAGAUCGGAUUUUACGCAACGAGGUUAGCCUUGGGAAUAUUGGAGGGUGGGUUCAUUCCAGUGAUGGUGCUGUGGUUGAGUUAUUUCUACAACAGCAGGGAACUGCCAAUCAGACUCAGCUUCUUUUGGACGACUUUGAGCAUUACCACAAUUGUUACGAGUCUGUUGGCGUACCUGUUGCUACACAUGAGAGGUGUGUGGGGAUGGGCAGGAUGGCAGUGGCUAUUCCUAGUAGAGGGCUUCAUUACCUUCUGUAUAGGCAUAGCUUCCUUUUUCAUGAUGCCUGCAUCCGUAGCGCAAACCAAAACAUGGUUUCGUCCGAAAGGUUGGUUUACGGACCGCGAGCUCAGCAUAGCAGUGAAUCGGAUCCUGCGCGACGAUCCUUCCAAAGGAGAUACGCACAACCGCAAAGCAUUAACAUUGAAGAGCUUGUUUGAGGCAUUACAAGAUUAUCAUCUUUGGCCUCUGUACGCGAUUGGGUUAGUGGUGCACAUACCUCAGGCACCCCUUCACAAGUACAUCACUCUCAUUUUCAAGGACCUUGGCUUCAGUACAUUCACCACAAACCUUCUUGUUAUACCCUCUAGUAUAACGCACAUCAUCAUGCUCCUCCUCACCACGAAACUCAGUGAUGUUUUCCAGGAACGCACCUUUGUUUCCAUGACGCAGAGCCUCUGGACGCUACCGUGCCUAAUUGCAUUACGUUUCUGGAAGAAUUUCAUGCGGGAUGCUUGGGGAAGCUUCACUCUGGUCACGACACUGUUGAGCUAUCCUUAUUGCCACGCUAUAUUAGUUGGCUGGACGAGCAAGAAUGCGAACAAUGUCGGCACCAGAACAGUAUCGGCCGCAAUGUAUAACAUGAUGGUCCAGCUGGGGAGUGUCAUGGGCAACAUGACAUAUCGCGAAGAUGACAAGCCUCUUUAUCACCGCGGAAACAGCUGGCUGAUAAUGGCUAACAUAUUCUCAAUUGUUAUGUUUCUCUUGACGAAGCUAUAUUACACGUCGGUCAACAAACGGCGAGAGAGGAAGUGGCAGCAGAUGACGGUUGAGGAGCACGUCGCGUAUCUCAAAACCACCAAGGACGUGGGAACUGCUCGGCUGGACUUCCGACUACUACAAACCGGACACCACUCGGAUUUCACCAUCAAAUGCAGUGAUGGCCAUGAGUACAAGGUCCACAAACUCAUCCUGUGCGCUCACAGCAAGUUCUUUGACGCCGCUAGCCGAUUUGGAAAAGAAGGCCAAAGCGAGGUUACGCUGGACGAUGACCCUACGAUUGUAAAAUACAUGCUUCAGUACAUAUAUGGACAUGACUACGAAGUACCUUCUGAUUCCUCGGCCUUAUGGAAACAGGUUCGCGUAGCGUACCAUGGAAAAGAGGAUGACGACGACUCCGGAAGUUGGUGGGAUGACGGGUUUGAGGGAACGGACCGGCAGAUGAGGAAGAUCUGGCGCGCUUUCUUUGGGUGCCUCACGGAAAGGCAGAGGGUAGAGGCAAUAGAGAUGAUGAAACUCGAGAUUCCAUUCUGGGAGGAAGGCGACCUUGUUAAUGUGAACUCCUCACCAGUUUCCGUGGCCUUGAAGAGUAUUGCUUCCCACUUCGAUAUGCACGAUUACCAGCUGUAUAAUCCGCCACACUACAAGGACAUAUAUGACCAUGCGCGAGUUUACGCCCUUGGAGAUAAGUAUGAACUUUUUGGCUUGAAAUACUGCGCUGCGCGAAAAUUCCAGAAAAGCUGCGGGCACUUGGCUGGUGGCAAGGCUUUCCGGAAAAUUGCACAAUACGUCUUCUCGUCUACAUCCGAUUCGGACCGAGGGCUACGCGAUGUAAUCAUUGCUGAGUUACAUGAGGAACUGAGGGUGGCUGGCAUGACGAAGUGGUCUCAUGCGCUUCUUCAAGACAUUCCUGAGCUUUCGUAUCAGUUGCUACGUUACCAACACGACGCAUCUGACUUUGACGAUGGCGUUGAGGUCUCCGAUGAAGACAAGAGUGUUUAUGAUGGUUAGAGCGGGCAUUUCUCUUCCGCUGGAAGAACGGCGGUGUGGUAGAGUUCAGUUUAUAAAUUGGACAAGCGCGCAACAGACCACUGGAUGAAGUUUCAGGACAAGAUUUAUUCGCAGUCCUGCAACAUUUUUGCUCCAUGCUGCCUAUUUCUGGUCCCGCAUCAGCCUGAAAGAUGCCAGCCAAUUUGAGCAGUGGUUCACUCAGGCUGAGGAGGACCGCGCCACAACCCUUGAACUUCUUCAAACACAUUUGCAGAGAAUGCCAAUGAACGGGAAACUGGCAAUUGUCCGCUGCUCGCCCUCCCCAAGUUCCAAGGGAGUGGGAUAAGGGAGAUAACCAAACGACCAAUUUGUAUAGAAUACAUAAACUCUGC
Messenger RNA from Westerdykella ornata, 2969 nucleotides. Its product is annotated as MFS general substrate transporter. The coding region runs from base 1 to 2598 and encodes 865 amino acids. The record is from RefSeq and is a predicted model, not a curated record. Lineage: Eukaryota; Fungi; Ascomycota; Dothideomycetes; Pleosporales; Sporormiaceae. Gene Ontology annotation, cellular component: membrane. Gene Ontology annotation, biological process: transmembrane transport. Gene Ontology annotation, molecular function: transmembrane transporter activity; protein binding. The transcript has 9 exons.